Physcomitrium patens is the source of this 2648-nucleotide messenger RNA. Its product is annotated as exocyst complex component EXO70B1. Gene Ontology annotation, molecular function: phosphatidylinositol-4,5-bisphosphate binding. NCBI's taxonomy places the organism in Eukaryota, Viridiplantae, Streptophyta, Bryopsida, Funariales, Funariaceae. Gene Ontology annotation, cellular component: exocyst. The record is from RefSeq and is a predicted model, not a curated record. Gene Ontology annotation, biological process: exocytosis.
AGCCGUGGACGGUAAGUUGAAUAGUGUAAAUCAAAGCCAUGGCUGCCCCAGAUGGGGAGGCUCGGGUGCUGGCGACCGCGCAGCACAUCGUGAAAGCUCUGGGAACCACAGACACUAUGACGGAUGACAUGCUGCAUAUUUUAUCCAAGUUUGAUCAUCGAUUCUCCAGCAUGAAUGCGAAAGAGGACGUUACUCCGGAACCAUCAAGCUCGCAUGAUUCGGACGUUGAAGAUUAUCCCCCUCGGACCAACAGAUCAACCGCUCGGAAUUCCACCGUCCGAAAUUCCAGCCAAACAAGAGCUAACAACUUCGCGUUGGAUGCAGCACAAAAUGUGAUAUCGCAAUGGACCAAUGGUUAUUCAGACAGAAGUGGAUCUGUACAAGCUGGACAGAAGUGGAUCUUUGAGGGUUCCGAAGAAGAUUCGUUACAAUUUCUGCAAGCAGUAGACGAGAUCGUCCAUCAAUUAGAUUUUAUGAAAAUUCAUAAUCGAGAUCCUGGGACCCUGGAGCGAGCUCAAAACCUACAUCAUUUGGCUCUUCAAAAACUACUGGAAGAGUUUCGAUACAUGUUGGACAAGUACAGCGAAAAAGUGGACCCGGAUUGGUUGUUGGAUUUGCUAUCCGCCGGGUACUUUAGAGCUCCUGCAAAUGAUGCAGUUGAUCCGGAGUCGGGAAGCUCCGACGGUGAAGACGACGAAGAUGAGGAUGUUCCCGUGGCUUAUCCAGUGGAUAAAAUUGAAACUUCAGUAGAUUUGGUUCCCCCACAAGUUGCAGCUGAUCUUGCUGACAUUGCGAAACGCUUGAUUGGGGGAGAGUAUAAAAGGGAGUGCACGGAUAUGUAUGUGAAGAAAAGGAAGGUCAUAUUAGAGGGAAGUUUAUAUGAGCUGGGAGUCGAAAGAGUGACAAUUGACGAGGUGCAGAAAAUGCAAUGGGAAGUUCAGGAAGACAGAAUCAAGAAAUGGAACCAGGCCAUGAAUGUAGGGGUGAAGGUGCUGUUUGCCAGCGAAAAGCAGCUUUGUGAUGAGUUAUUUCCACUAUCCCUGAGUGAGAACAUUUUCAAUGAAAUCGGGAAAGGAGCUAUGAUGCAACUCCUGAGCUUCGGGGAGGCUAUAGCUAUUAGUCGGCGGUCUCCUGAGAAGCUUUUCAAAGUUCUUGAUAUGUAUGAAGUAUUACGAGACAUCCUUCCCGAAUUGGAUGUCGUUUUCGCCGGAGCUUCUGGUGCAAGUGUAAGGUCAGAAGCCGAAGGAAUUCUAAUGCGUUUAGGAGAAGCGGCAAGAGGAACCUUUGGUGAAUUUGAAAAUGCCAUUCAGAGAGAUGCUUCGAAGACUCCAGUUUUGGGAGGAGCCGUGCACCCACUUAACCGGUAUGUGAUGAAUUACAUCAAAUUAUUGUGUGAUUAUACCGAAACUUUAAAGCUGCUUUUUGGGAAAAAAAAGGAGGUUCCAAAGUUGUUAGGGGAUGAUCCCGAGUUGCCUGGGUACGGAGACGAUUACAGAGGGGGCAGAGAAGAGCUUUCACCCUUAGCUGUGCAGAUCAACUGGUUGAUGCACGUUCUCCAGAACAAUUUAGAGACGAAAUCAAAAAUUCACAAGGAUCCCGCGUUGAGCAGCUUAUUUUUGAUGAACAACGUCCAUUACAUGGUUCAGAAGGUGAAAGACUCUGAGGUUAGGGCGUUGAUUGGAGAUGACUGGGUCAAAAAGCACACCAGCAUGUUGCGUCAGUAUGCCACAAACUAUCAGAGGGCUGCUUGGAGCAAGGUCUUAUCAUUUUUGAAAGAUGAAGGAAUCCAGAGCUCGGGCGGAUCUAGUAAUAUUUCUCGAGCAAUUCUGAAGGACAGAUUCAAGAAUUUCAAUGCUGCUUUCGAUGACGCCCACCGUAUACAAUCACAAUGGGUUGUGUACGGCGAUGAGUUGCGUGACGAAUUGAGGAUUUCCAUCGCUGAUAAGUUGCUCCCAGCUUAUCGAGCUUUUGUUGGGCGUUAUAGGAACUUCAUAGAAAAUGGACGGCAUCCAGACAAGUACAUCAAGUACCAAGUUGAAGAUCUUGAGGUUUAUAUUGGUGAUUUUUUUUCAGGAAAUUCUCCAAGUAUUAAUUCUAGGAGAAAAUCGUUUUCAAGUCAAUGAUUUCAAGUCGCUACCAACAAAUAGGGAUAAUUCUUUUACAGGGUAGACAUGGCUCAGUGUUCAGAGGCUUAAGACUCAAGUUUUUCUUCAAUCUUCACAACUCGGAAAGUUCCAUAUUUAUCAAUACUUCCUACUUGUGAAAGUUACCAGACGUUGUAGUCCCUGUCGAUAAUAUGCACAUUCGCUAGACUAUCCUGUUGCAGUUGCUCAGAAUCUGAAAGCCGGCUUGAGCAAUUCUGUGACACUCAGUGUAGGAGUUACUAGUUGUAGAGGUGACCGACUAGAUCAUUGUUUCGAGUUUUAGAAAUCCUGUUACACUUGGAAUAGAACUUCUGCUAAUCCUUUACCAUUAUAUCCUCCUUGCGUGUUUUUUAUGCCCAGGUUAGAGUAGAAGUUUGGCUGGGUUUCUACAUAGUGUGUAUUUACUGUAUUUUAGUGUGUUGGAAAUUAUUUUCUACCCAUGGCAGAGAUUACGCUGUCCGGUUAUGUCAUUUACCUGAAAUAGCAGAUGUAGUGAGUAUGUAA